Panonychus citri (citrus red mite) is the source of this 955-nucleotide messenger RNA. RefSeq names its product RWD domain-containing protein 1-like. Gene Ontology annotation, molecular function: protein binding. Bases 136 to 837 code for a protein of 233 amino acids. Gene Ontology annotation, biological process: cytoplasmic translation. The transcript is spliced from 3 exons. Lineage: Eukaryota; Metazoa; Arthropoda; Arachnida; Trombidiformes; Tetranychidae. The record is from RefSeq and is a predicted model, not a curated record.
GUGUUACUUAUGUUUGAUUGGGAAAAAAAAAAUUCUUGUUUAUUUUGUUAAUUAGAUUUGAGUUUUUCUUUUUGUUAAUUUAUUGUUUAUCUUAUAAUUACUGAAUUCUAUUGUUUAAUUUAAUUAUCAUCUAACAUGAGCUAUCGUGAUGAUCAAAUUGAUGAGCUUCAAGCAUUGGAAGCAAUUUAUCCAAAUGAAUUAGAAGUAAUUUCCAGUGAGCCUCCAAUUAAAUUCAGUAUUUCUAUCGAUGUUGAAUCAGAGGAUCAUGAAGAAUAUCAAGUUAAACUAAUUUUCGAAUUUAAUGACAAUUAUCCAGAAGAAGGACCGAGUAUCGAGGUUGAUGAAUUUGGUGGAAGCUUUGAAGAGCAGGAUAAAGAUGAACUUUUAGACAUGUUACAAGCCGAAGUUUCCAACAAUUUGGGAAUGGUCAUGGUGUUCACCUUGGUUUCGGCUGCUAAUGAAUGGUUACAACAACGAUGUGAUUCAUUGACGAAAAGAAGACUCGAAGAAGCGGAAAGAAAAAAAUUAGAAGCGGAAGCUGAAGAGAUGAGAAGAUUUGAAGGAACCAAAGUGACAGUUGAAUCUUUUCUCGCCUGGAAACGAGAAUUUGACAUUGAAAUGGCCUCGUUGGAGAAGACAAAGGCCAAAGUUGAAGGAUCGAACAAAAAGUUGACCGGUCGAGAGCUUUUCGAAAAGGAUAAGAGUCUAAUUGAAUCUGAUCUUAAAUUCUUGGAGGAAGAAGGUGGGGAAGCGGCAGUUGCAUCUUCGGUCGAUGUUGAUGAAUCUUUGUUCCAAGAUGUUGAAGAUUUAGACAUUGAUGAUCUGGACGAUGAAUAAUUGUUACUAUAAAAGCGGCUCAUUAAUUUUGUAUAUUACUUUAAAAGAAAAACUUUCUCAUGAAAAAAAGCGAAAAUCUCCAGUUGAUUGAAAUCGCGAAAAUUGUUCAAGUAAACAA